CCCAUCCAAAUUCCAAACGCCGACAUAACUGCCGCGCCAUGUGUCCUCCCACCCCCCAAUGAAAUUACUAUUGUGCCACUCCCCCCCUUAUUUUAAGCACCCUCAGGGAACCUCUCUAGGUUUGACGCUCUCAAUGAUCGAAGCGGCGGAGGUUUAGAGAACAGAGAAAACCAAAUACGCCCACAAGUCUCACUCUCACUCUCAGUCUCUCUCCCACACACAGAGACAGAGGUAGGGUAGGGUUUCUCUCUCCCACUCUGUACUGGUGCGGGCGACCAUGGCGUCUUCUUCGAGGACCAAAUCCAGAGGCUACGGCGUCCCCGGUUUUCACGAAAACUCGCUGUCGAUGGCCUCCGCGGCUUCCUCGUUCGCCUCAUCGACUUCGAGCUUCUCCAGCCGAUCGUCCACCUUCUUUGCACGCGCCACCUCUCCCUUGCGCGUCAGGGUGUACGGCCACUCCAAUCAGUCCUCCCCGUCCGUUCGGUUCUCAGUCGAUCGCCCCACCUCUCCCGGGCGCUCGAUCUCCGUGAUAAAGCAAUGCGGCAGCGGCGGUGGCGGCAGGCCCGUGUCGAGCCAGAAGAAGACGUGUAUGUGCUCGCCGACGACGCACCCGGGCUCGUUCAGGUGCUCGCUCCACAAGGGCGCUGGCCGGGCCGGCAACAGCCACUCGACAGCGUACAGUUCAAGCCGGAGCCUGAAUUUUCGGAGAUCGGCAAUGACGAAUUCUCUGGUGAGGAUCUGCGGAGUGGAAGGCGAUCUGGUGAAACGGGCACUGUCGGCGCUGAUCAGGCCGUCGUCACAUCAGCUGAGGCGCAGAGAGGAUUUCCGGCCGAGGCCGAGCCGGUUGUCGGUCAUGUCCAAAGCAGAAGAUCUUUAAAACUGACCGCAGCCCCACGCCCGGUUUCGUGUUUGCGUGAGGGGGUUAAGUUCAGUUUUGUUUGUUUGUUUGUUUUUUUCCGUUUGGCUAGGCAGCUCUCGUGGUGAAUCGGCGGGAGUUGUUUGAGUGAGUCGAGUCGGACUACUGAGUCAAAAGUCAAAAACUCGGGUAUCGGGAAAAAAAUUUUCGUCUCUUUGCUCAGUGGGGUUUGAAAAAUCUUUAGCGGAAGCAAAGGAAGGUGCUUUCGGCUUAGGAACGACGUUAUUAUUAAUGUAAAUAGAUUUUGACGAAUUAAUUCAAGAAUUUGGGAGAAUUACUCCUCCUCCUUCUUUCGCCAUAUAUAUAUACAUACCCCUUUUUAGCAAUUCGAUUUGAUUGAUUGAUUUGUCAAUGAAUAAUAGUAGUGGUGAUUGAGACCACAGAAUGCAUCGCUCCGAUCUUUGAAUUUGUUUCU
Messenger RNA from Punica granatum (pomegranate), 1331 nucleotides. Lineage: Eukaryota; Viridiplantae; Streptophyta; Magnoliopsida; Myrtales; Lythraceae. The record is from RefSeq and is a predicted model, not a curated record.